AUGCAAAUCAAGGGUACCUACGACGUCGUCCUCGUCCCUCUCGUCCUCCCCACCGCCUACCUCGUCCAGACCUUGCCCCCCUCGAUCCGCUCCAUCCAACCCUCGCCCUUUAUCCCCUUUACAAGUCAGCAAAUCGCCGCCCUCGGCAUCGACGCCACCGACUUUGACCCCGACACACACCACCCCGUCAUGCUCGAGCUGGGCUACCAGCACUCGACCGGCCCACCGCCCUUUGGCCUCAACUUCCAAGAGGCCAAGCUCGAGAUCCUCGGCAUGCGCCACCCGCACGCCCCCUCGGCAUCCCGCCAGGGCUACGUCUUCAAGCAGCACAUCCUGUUUGACUCGUUUGUGCUCAACCUCUCGUCCAACUGGCUAGCCGGCCUCCGCUCCGCCCGCACCACCUUCUCUCCCAAACAGUCGCCCGCAUCCUACCCCGCAUCGCACCAGGGCACGCUGCACUACAAUGUCGAAAACUUUGUCGAGGCCACGUUUGAACGCACCACCGACGACACGCAGGAGACGGCGGCCGCCGCUGAGCUCAUCCGGUGGGCGGGCAGGCCAUGGUACGGCGCAAGGACGCCCAGAGCCACCUUGACCCAAUUCAACUUUGAUCUGUCGACGCAGGCGUUUGAGCCGGUGGGCUACGAGGGCGUGGUGAGGAUGCGGCCCGAGGCGUUUCUGGACGCGUCGGCAUCGUCGCAGGGCGUCGAGGGGCUGUCUGGUGCGGAAUGGAUCGAGAUGGACAAGGUGCGGGCAUGGCGCUUCAAGGCAAGCUUUGCCAGCGAGGACUCGAAGGUGACAGAUCGGGCCUGA
Molecule: messenger RNA, 813 nt
Organism: Pseudozyma flocculosa PF-1
Lineage: Eukaryota; Fungi; Basidiomycota; Ustilaginomycetes; Ustilaginales; Ustilaginaceae
Exons: 2
Coding region: 1-813 (270 amino acids)
Source: RefSeq, a predicted model, not a curated record